UCAGAGGUUACAUUGUUAUGUAGCCACCUAGCUAGCAAAGGGCUGUUGUUGUUUGUUUUAACACCGCGACACCAUAAUUUAUCUGUCGUAUACACGCUUAAGUGUUUAUCGGAUGUUGCUAUUUAUUUAAUGCUAUAUUAUUGACAAUACAAUGUUCCCUGGAAGUUAAUGUUAGCUAGUUAGGUGGCUAGCUCUUAAAGGGGAAAGCGUCUUCCAUGUCGGCAGUGUCAUGUCUCAAAAAUUGACCUUGUUGUUAGCUGAAGAACGGCUUUAGAGUCGCUAGUAAUGGCGUCAACUAGACUGCUUCGCUUAUUCAGGGUUAGGACAGCGACUUGGUCCCGAGCCUGGUGCCUCCGAAGACAUGUCAGCUCUUCACCUUGGCGCCUGCAGAGCACCAUGUCUGCCUGGGUCAUCGAUCAUUUUGGUACUAACGAAGUUCUCAGGUACUCUGAGGAUAUGCCCGUCCCCACGAUCACGUCCUCCAAUCAAGUAAUGGUCAGAGUCCACGCUGCCAGUCUCAACCCUCUGGAUGUGUCGAUGAGGGGAGGGUAUGGAGCUAAGCUGCUCAAGCUACGAAAGAACCCAUUAUCGAUGAUGGACAAUGACGGUGAAUUUCCUCUGAUCCUGGGUCGGGAUGUGUCUGGAGUGGUGGUGGACUGUGGAUCUGAGGUUGCCCACUUUACACCAGGAGAUGAGGUUUGGGCUGCUGUACCCCCAUGGAAACAAGGCAGUCUGGCAGAAUAUGUCAAUCUAACAGAGUUUGAGGUUUCCCAUAAGCCCAAAUGCGUGAGUCACAUGGAGGCGGCGUCCAUCCCUUAUGUCGCCAGCACUGUUUUGUCUGCGCUUGUUAAUGCAGGUGGUCUUUGCAGAGACAGCUCCUCCAAUAAAAGAGUUUUGAUCACUGGAGGAUCAGGAGGUGUUGGAACAUUUGCUAUACAGUUGGCAAAGGCCUGGGGUGCCCAUGUUACGGUCACUUGCUCCCACAAUGCAGAGGGCCUCGUUCGAGGACUGGGGGCCGAUGAGGUGGUGGACUACGCUGCAGAAGAUGCAGCAGACCAACUCGAAAUGAUGGAGAGAUUUGAUGUGGUUUUGGAUGGCGUGGGUGGAGAUACAGAGGAGUGGGUGGUGGGCCUGCUGAAGUCCUGGUCUGGGGCUAAAUACGUCACACUGGUAACCCCUUUACUCUUCAAAACGGAUUCCCUUGGCCUGCUGGAUGGGCUCGUUCACGCUGGAUCCAGCCUGCACACGAAGGCCAUACAGAAUCUAAUAUCAAAUGGCGUCUUCUACCGCUGGGGAUUCUACGCCCCAGAUGGGCCGGCCCUGGAUGAGGUCAGCAAGCUGGUGGAUGCCGGGAAGAUCUUACCAGUGGUGGAGGCCACGUUUCCAUUCAGCCAGGUUCCCCAGGCUUUUCAGAAGUUGGAGCACGGUCACGCCAGAGGCAAGACAGUCAUUAGCAUGACAGACGACCAUGAGAAAGGGGAGGAGGAAAUGGUCCAGAACAGUCGCCCUGAACAAACGGCACAAACGCAGAACUAACGACAGCGAUGCCAAGGGAGUGAUGCUGCACUGUUUGUCUUUACAAGGUCACAUUGGGCAGAGAGAACCUGAUUCUGCCAAAUCCAAUGACCAUUCUUGAAGACUUCACAAGGUACCCUGAAUUCUGAUGCUUAAAUGUUUAUCUUAUGGACAAACAAGCAAUGAUGCAGCUAUCGUGUUGCUCUGAUGUCAGAACGAUACUGCGCACAGACACUAGGGGGGUAUAUUUGCACAGUAUCUGGGAUGUGCUGUGGUAUGUGGUGGUCAAAAUACUCCAUUUUUUUGCCUACAUGUCAGAGGUUAUUAUUGCAGGGAACACAAUUAAUCCAAAAACAUUUAGGGAACAACAUUUUGUAUGUAUGCUCUAAAUUUAUCUUCAUUUGGUGCAUGUCAUUAUACUGUAAAAAUUACUUCCUUUAUUGUGUCGUAUAGUCAUGGACAAAAUGUUUCUUCAGUUUAUUGAUCCAUUUUAAUGCCUGAUACAGCUAAAGGUACAUUUCUUUGGACAAAUAUAAUGAUGAUAACAAAUACAGCUCAUAAGAGUUUAAUUGAAGAGCUGAUAUCUAGCAGCUUCCUUGGUUUUCUUGAUAAUAACCAAAAUCACUUAUGUUAUUACAUGAAUAGCUAUAGCGUUGUACUGCCAAAAUUGUAACUCUUAUGAGCUAUUUUUGUUGUCAUUGUUAAUAAACAAAAGUACCUUUUAGUUGUACCAGGCAUUAAAAUGAACAAGAAACUGAAGAAAUAAGGGCGGCCUUAUCAUUUUUUCCCUGACUGUGUGUUUGCACAAAUGAAAAGUCAUACAAUGCAAAGUAAAGUAGAUUUGUUUUAUUGCUGGAUACAAAGCAAAAUUACAUUUGAAUAAAAAUACAUGAGGUGUUAACACUGUUUAAGUUAAUUACAAUGAAAAGACAAAUAUAUAAAACCUUGAGCUCUGUGACUGGAAGCAUGAAUAAGGUUCUUUUUUUAUUCAAGUUCAAACCUCACUGCUUGUAUGUUAAGUGGGUGGUAAUACAUUCGUAAGAAUUCUUUCGGCGGCUCUCCACAAAAAGGCAAAAAAGUUGCAGGAAAAGUGCACGUAGUCCUUGAACCUUUGUAUGUCUUAGCAGCUGCACAUGUGAGCCUCCUGCUAGCCUUUUAAAUAAUCUCCACAUCCCACAUCUGGUGUAGUUUAUUUGGAUCGAGGGUGUUGAGAAUCACUUGGUUUUUGUCGUAAUGAUGCCCCCCUGUAAAAGAUAGAUGUGUUACUAUCGCUUUAAAGCAUUUGGGCACAGUUGCAACAUUUAACCAUACAGUACUGUACAAAAGUAUGAAACCACAUUUAGAAGUGUUUCAUUAUAUUAUUAGCAAUGCUAUAGUAGUUCUAUACAACUAGAGUAUACCUAAUUGAAUGAUAAUAGCCUGUGUGCCAGUAUAGUUUCGUCCACAAGGUGUCACUGUGGACAAUGAUGCACAAUAAUGCAUAAUAAUAAUUUACAAUUAAACUAUUUCUCCAAUGUUGCCUGAGUAAAAGCUUACCUUUCACCUCCAAGACCAAAUUGGAGUUCGGCAUGUAGCGAAUGAAGCCCUCAGGGGUGAUGCUCCACACAUGGUUGUCCUGCUCGGGUGUGAGACCCAUGCGGCACCCUGCGAUAGUGACGCUACCGCUGGGGCUCAGGCAGCACUCCUCCAGCAUCUGCAAAAAAAAAAAAAUGCAACCUCAGUUGUAUUUGAGCACAUUUACGGUCACAGUGUCCAAUAGGUAUUCUAAAUAACAGUACCUUGCAAUGGAGAUGCCCGCCGCGGUAGACCCAGACCUGCUCAAAACCGUCCGUCUCCUCGGCCUCUUGAAUCCGCAGCAGUUUGACCUCCUCUAGAUCGCCGGUCACUGACAUCAUAAGCCGUGUCUGUCUGUUCCUUAGACGGAAGUGCACUUGCCUCUACACACACACACACACACACACACACAUACACACAAUAAUAAAACAAAGUUGGCAUUAUUAUCUAUUAUUAGGAUGUGCCCCCCCCCCCCACACACACACACACACACAAACACAAUGUUUAUUCAAGGAUGAUGCAAUUGCAAAUGAAUUGGGGUGUUGUGUCUAUUCAGACGCAGACCAAUAUUUCACUAUUUAAGGAAAUACUGCCAAAUGCAUUUCUUGAAUAAUAUUUCAUUUAUUUUUCAAUUAAAAAAAAAUACAGUUUGAUGCCUCUAGCAGUUAAUCAGGCCAUGGCAUUUGUUAGAGUAGAGGCCACUAUUUGAGGAAAUAUACACCAAUGCAACAAUGGUGCCAUUGAAGAGUACUGUUGGGAUCAGCAAGUGUCCCUAAUGUUGUGGCAAAUGAGUACUGUAUUUCCUUAUACUGUGGGUAGAGGGCACCAGACUAUUAGGGGUAAGCCCUUCAUUAUAAGGGAUAGUAGUGCUUUAUUUGCACAAAUGCAUUUUAAUUAUACUGUUUUGUAAUUUCACCAAUAUGAUUUCUUCAAGGAUGAUGCACUUGGUCAUUAAUUGAUGCAUGACAUCUGUUAGAGUGGAGGCCUCUAAUUGAGAAAACACUAAAUCCAAAUUGUUGCAUACCUGCAAAAGGGGACGGAGGGAUCCAAUAUUAUUCCACUUGCUGAAGUGACGCCAGUCAGGCAUCUCACCAGGUUUCACCAAAAUCUGAGCCCCCCGGUAGUUGUUCCCCUCGUAUAAUAUCCACCUGACAAGACGGGAAGUAAACACAAAUAUCAGCGACUGGGUUUGACCUGUUAAAUAUAGUCUUCAACUGUUUUCUGCGUUUCCCUAGUCGGACGUUGUGAAAGGUAGUGAAAUAACCAUAUUACUGGCACGCUUGUUCAGGUACCAAUUACAGUAGCACCAUCAGGGCUCAGUUAAACCAUAACAUGCCAAACUGAACCCAAUUGUACUACUUGGGUUGGUUCCCUCACACACUGUAAGCUCUGUUCUUCCUCAAAGUUGGGCUCACACCCGACGUCUGAAUGUCGCACAUCAGCAGCGCGUUUCCAUCAUCAUCAUAAAUCAACAGUUUUUACCUACACAUAAAAAUGUCCUCAACAUCGAAUGGAUAAAGGUAGUAUGAUGGUGACAAGCUGACCCUGGAACAGAUUAUUUCCAUUAUUUCUUAUGGGAGAAAUGAUUGUGAAAUCAGACCUUAGGGGCUCCACGCUGUUUCUCUUAAAUGAAGGUAUAGUUUUACUUGUCUACUGUGUGAGUCACUCUUCCACGCCGAUUUUUUUGCAGGGAUCACUAAAGUAUUUAGGUUGGCUCUCCAGUGAUGCAAUCUUCAGUUCUGAAUUGCUUGUGUGUUAAAAAAUAAAAAAGGGGGGAAUACAAAUGGAAUAUAAACAGUGCACACACUGCAUGGAGCUGUCAAAUUCACACCAUGCCGAGAUCUUGUACAGGCGUGGAUGUAUGACUCACAUGCCCCCCUCCACCAGCACCGACUGGACCCGAGCGCAGCCUUCAGCCAGCUGAAGGUUGACACAGCCGUCUGUCAGAACCACCCGCUUUCCACGCAGACCGCAGCGCUCAAAAAGAAUGAUGGAGGGCUGCGAGAACUCCUGCCAAGGGGGAGAGAAGCGUUUAAGAACCUCGUGGUGGGUGGAGCGCAGCAGUCGGCCAUGCUAAAUCAAAGGGAGUUUUUAAUCUAAGCGUUACCAUGACAACAGACAACACUGACCUUUGUACCCACUGUUGUCUAGCAGAGGGGUGGCUAAGGACUUUAUAGUAAAUCAUUUGUAAUUUAUUUCUAUGCAACUGUUUUUGAAAAGAGGCAGAAAGAAACAAGAGUGUUCUAGUAGCAUGAAUGCCUGUAUCCUAGCAUGUACCCAAUAGCAUAAAAAUACACAUACACAAUCCAGAAUAGCACUCAUUUAGCAUUAAGUGAAAACAUAUUGAUUUGCAGUAACAAAAAUAAACAAGUGGGGAAAUAUACAUUUUGCAGUAACAACGAAAACCAAAAAGCAGGGAAAAUAUUCACAUUGAGGUUUAAAAAAAACGCAAAAAUAUAAAUAUUGUGUAAAAAAAAAGAAUAGAAAAAAAAGAUAUUGCAUGAAAGAAGUAUGCCGUAAAAACAAAUAACAAAGAUUCUGAAAAAUAUUGAAAUUGCAGUUAAAAAAAAGUAGAGAAAACCCUAGAAAAUAUAUCAGUAUUGCUUGAAAGAAAUAUAAGAAAAAUCUGGAAAAAUAUUGAUAAUGCAGGUGAAAAAAUUGGGAAAAAGAUUGAUAUUACAGUGGAAAAAAAUGCAAAAAAUUGGGAAAAUACAACAGUACAUUGAUAUGAUAUUACAAAAAAUAGAGAAACUGAAAAAUAUUGAUAUGAUAAAAAAAAUAUAGGAAAAACACUGAUGUUGAUAUAGUAAAAAAAAAUGGAAAAAUACUGGCAAAAGUACUGAUACCACAGGAAAAAAAUACAUACCGUAUACCAUAUACGAAAUGCAUUUGAAAAAAUCUU
This is a messenger RNA of Dunckerocampus dactyliophorus (ringed pipefish), 5971 nucleotides long. Its product is annotated as reticulon-4-interacting protein 1 homolog, mitochondrial-like. The record is from RefSeq and is a predicted model, not a curated record. The coding region runs from base 286 to 1536 and encodes 416 amino acids. Gene Ontology annotation, molecular function: oxidoreductase activity; zinc ion binding. Lineage: Eukaryota; Metazoa; Chordata; Actinopteri; Syngnathiformes; Syngnathidae. Gene Ontology annotation, cellular component: mitochondrion. The transcript has 9 exons.